AUGGGUGGAUUUUAUGUUCUAUCUACAAGAUCACCUUCAAUUACCUGGAGCAACAAUCCCAUGUAUUGGUUUUUGUUACCAUCUCCUCUAUUCAGUUUUGCAGAAGUUGCAAUGCUAAGGACAACAGACCGGCUAGAGAUUGAAGGCAAGAUGAAGACUGAAAUGUUGUUACCAAGCACAAUGUAUGGAGCUUAUCCUACAAUCAAAAUCACCAAUCUGGGAUAUGGGUUUGACUCAGUGGCCUCAGAGGUAUCAGUUAAAGUGGGGGCUCAAGUGUCAAGAAGUGGCAGGGCUUAUCUGGUGCAUGAUCAUGCCCAAGAUGAUAAUGAUCGAAGCUUCCCAUGUGAAUUGGAAAUUGGGUGGAUGGAGAUUGAGCUUGGAGAGUUCUACAGUAGGGAUGAUGGAGUUCAUGACGAAGUUAAAGAGGCUAAUUUAAAUUAUUGUUAA
Messenger RNA from Mangifera indica (mango), 447 nucleotides. Its product is annotated as F-box protein PP2-B15-like. NCBI's taxonomy places the organism in Eukaryota, Viridiplantae, Streptophyta, Magnoliopsida, Sapindales, Anacardiaceae. The transcript is spliced from 2 exons. The coding region runs from base 1 to 447 and encodes 148 amino acids. The record is from RefSeq and is a predicted model, not a curated record.